Molecule: messenger RNA, 501 nt
Organism: Fibroporia radiculosa
Lineage: Eukaryota; Fungi; Basidiomycota; Agaricomycetes; Polyporales; Fibroporiaceae
Exons: 6
Coding region: 1-501 (166 amino acids)
Source: RefSeq, a predicted model, not a curated record
AUGCAACCCAAGCGCAAGUCUGACGUCCUCGAAGCCGACGCGCCCGCCAGCGCGGUGCCCCUGAAAGAGAACGCCGUCGCGAAGAAAGCGCGCGUGUCCGACGCACCGGAGGGAUCCAGUUCGAAGGGACAGAAGGCUAAGGAGCCCGCCCAGACUAAGAACUGGCGUGAGAUCGUGCUUGAGGGCGAAGAUGAGGAUGGUGUGCCAGUCUACGAUGACUGCAACGAGAUUAGGCGGAGGAUUCGCUUGUUGCAAAAGCAGCCGGACUUCAAGGACAUUGGAGGCAUCAACAACAACUCCUUUCAACGCUUUAUGAAAGCAAGCGGACCUACCGGAGGCGCCGGUAACGGCACCUAUUACGCCGCGUAUGUUUAUUUUGAGAAAGUGAGAAUAGCGGAGGGCAAGAAGACGACUGCGAAGCGCCAACGAAACGAGAUGGAGAACCCUGGGGGGUUCCCUCUGCAGGAUCGCAAGGCGAUGUGGGUGAUAGGGCCGACCUGA